AUGCGCGUUAAUACUGUGAGCAAAGCGCCCCUGGGCCUCCUGGCCCUGUAUGCUACGUCGGCAUCUGCCUUUUGGCGUAUGAUGUGUCCUAGUCGCCUUGUCCAACAGCGUGCCGACCCUAUUAUGAGCCCCGGCGAGGUGGCCGGACAUGUGCACACCAUUUCCGGAGGAAAUGGUUUCAAAUUCGACAUGAACUACGACGACGCUCGCGGCGGAGACUGUUCGUCGUGUCCUAUCAAGCAGGAUCUGUCCAACUACUGGACUCCCAAACUCUACUAUCAUGCCGAGAACGGCAGCUUUAUCAGUGUUCCCCAGAUUGGCGACCAGUGGGAGAACACCGGAGGAAUGAACGUGUACUACUUCCAACGUGGCGGUCCCAACCAGGAAGAAAUCAAAGCCUUCCCCAAGGACUUCCGUAUGGUCGCUGGAGACCCGUUCAAGCGCAGCUUCGACGAUGACGCUGCCUCCCAGGCCGUGAGCUUCGUCUGUCUCGACUAUAACGCUGAGCCAAAGCCCGAAAUCAACGAGUUCCCCAACGAAAACUGCCCCGACGGUCUGCGCAUGCAGGUUUUCUUCCCCAGCUGCUGGGAUGGUGAGAAUCUGGACUCGGAUGACCACAAGUCUCACGUCGCCUACCCCGAGGGCAACUUCAAUGACGGCUCUUGCCCCGAGAGCCACCCUGUUCAUCUCGUCUCUAUCUUCUACGAGGUCCUCUGGAACACCGGCGUCUUCGCGGAUCAGUGGUACGGCGACUCGCAGCCCUUCGUCCUGGCGAACGGUGACCCCACUGGAUACGGAUUCCACGGUGAUUUUAUCAACGGCUGGGACGUCGACGUCCUCCAAACCGCCAUCGACAAGUGCCUGAACCUCAGCGGCAACCUCGAGGACUGCGUCGACGAGAACGGCACGCCCGUCUUCGAGUUCUUCUCGGAUGAAGAAUGCCAGGCCUGCUCCGUCCCCAACCUUGUCGACGAGGACAUCGACGGAAUCUUUGAGAACCUGCCCGGCUGCAACCCCCUGACUGGCGGACCUGACCGUGCUGAACCCCAGGAGUGUGAUAAGCCUGCUCUUCUGGAGGCGCCGGCUGAGAAACGCAAGCGCCAGCAGCAUGAGCAUCUUGCUCGUCACCGUCACGGUGCUCACCACAAGGCGUAG
Messenger RNA from Aspergillus affinis, 1155 nucleotides. RefSeq names its product DUF1996 domain-containing protein. Lineage: Eukaryota; Fungi; Ascomycota; Eurotiomycetes; Eurotiales; Aspergillaceae. The record is from RefSeq and is a predicted model, not a curated record. The coding region runs from base 1 to 1155 and encodes 384 amino acids. The transcript is spliced from 3 exons.